Astrephomene gubernaculifera is the source of this 3693-nucleotide messenger RNA. Lineage: Eukaryota; Viridiplantae; Chlorophyta; Chlorophyceae; Chlamydomonadales; Astrephomenaceae. The record is from the annotation of a GenBank genome assembly.
CACGUCCUUCCUUGGAACUAGCGAGCAGCAUUCUAACCAGUGUGCCUAUUACUGGACUAAGACAUGCAUCGACAGUAAUGCUUUCUGAACAUUGUUUGGUUUCUGUCAUAUUCUUGCAUGCCAUGGCCUAGGCACACUGUAGGCGCAUCCUCUUACCCAACAUAGUAUUUAAUUAGUUAAACUAUGUACCAAAGUGACUACAAUAGCUCUCCAUACGCAACGUUCGGCGGGUCCCUCUCUCGACAACAAUCGUUAGCACGCCAGGGCUCCCUUCGGAACAGCACAGGGUCCUACGGCAAUGGGUACAACCACGAUGGGCCGUCUGCUUAUGGGGCUCCAAACCGAAACAUCCUGGACAACUACGGCUCGUUUGCGCAGCGGCCUGGCAGCGGCCGCGGGGGGCCAGCCUCCGGUAACAUGGGUCUUGGAGGCCGCAUCAGCAACUCAGGCAGCGGCACGGCACUCUACAGCAGCUCCUCGGGCGGGGCCUCCGUCUUGCCAGGUGCCAGCUCACGCCCCGCCGUUUCGGGCGGGUGGGCCAGUGCGACAGGGGGCGGCAAGGAGCCCCUAUCACAGCGCCUAGCGCAGGUCAAAGCGGUGUACAACGCGGCCCGCCUGAACCGCAGCCUGGGCAACAUGCUGCAGGGCGGCGGCACCGCCAACCGACCCGAGGUGCGCGCAGCGGCUGCUGCUGCUGCUGCUGCUGCUGCCAGCCCAGGCCGCGGUGGGGGCCGGACGGCAACACCAACGCGUCAGGGUGGUCAGCGCCCCGUUGGCUUCACCUGCUACCUGUGCGGCCAGCAGUACGGCAGCCAGAGCCUGAUGGUGCACAUCCCGCAGUGCCAGAAGAAGUGGGUGAUGGUAGAGUCAAGUAAACCUCGGCUUGAGCAGCGGCCACUGCCCCCCAUGCCCCCUGAGUUGGAGGCAGGGGUGCUGCCCAGCAGUCCGGGUGAGGUGGAGGCGUUCAACAGCCGCAUGUAUGCCUACUGGGACAAGGUGUCGCUGGUGGCGUGCCCCAUCUGUGCACGGACGUUCAGGCCUGACGCCUUUGAGCGCCACGCCAAGGUGUGCACCCCGAAUAACCCCGGCGGACCGCUGGGACCCAACAAGCACGCAACCGCCAGGCCGCCCUCCGCUAGGCCGCCGGGAAUGGGGGGCGGGGGCGGCGCCGCCGGCCGGCCAGCAAGCGCCGCGCGCCCCGUCAGCGCUGGCCGCGGGUACGGCACCGGUGGCGGCGGCGGCGGAUACGGUGGUGGCGGCGGCGGAGGCGGCUCUCCUUCUCCGUCGCGUGUGCCGGCCCGUCAGGGUGGUCAGCGCCCCGUUGGCUUCACCUGCUACCUGUGCGGCCAGCAGUACGGCAGCCAAAGUCUUAUGGUGCACAUCCCGCAGUGCCAGAAGAAGUGGGUGAUGGUGGAGGCAAGCAAGCCCCGCCGAGAGCAGCGGCCGCUGCCCCCCAUGCCCCCUGAGUUGGAGGCAGGGGUGCUGCCCAGCAGUCCGGGCGAGGUGGAGGCGUUCAACAGCCGCAUGUAUGCCUACUGGGACAAGGUGUCGCUGGUGGCGUGCCCCAUCUGUGCACGGACGUUCAGGCCUGACGCCUUCGAGCGCCACGCCAAGGUGUGCACCCCGGACAACCCCGGCGGACCGCUGGGGCCCAACAAGCACGCAACCGCCAGGCCGCCCUCCGCUAGGCCGCCGGGAAUGGGGGGCGGGGGAUCCCCUGCACGACCCGCCAGCGCCUCCCGAGCUGCGGGCGGCGGGGGAGGGGGCGGCGGCACGCCACCUCGUCGCGAGGGCGAGCGCCCCCGCGCCUACGUGUGCUACCUGUGCGGGCAGCAGUUCGGCAGCCAGAGCCUGACCAUCCACAUCCCGCAGUGCUAUGAGAAGUGGCUCAAGGUCGAGGCCACCAAGCCGGCCAAGGAGCGGCGCCCUCCGCCGCCACCGCCGCCCGAGCUGGACCAGCCGCUGCCCACCCGCCCGCACGAAAUCGACGAGUUCAACUCCAAGAUGUUUGGCUACUACAACGGGGUCAGCCUGAUGCCCUGCCCCAAUUGUGGCAGGACGUUCAGGCCCGAGGCGCUCAGGGCGCACCAGAAGGCCUGCACCCCCGACAAGCCCAUGGCUCGGCCGGGCGCACCGCUGGCAGGAGGGGGCGGUGGCGCUGCUGCUGGCGGCGGGGGUGGUGGGGGUGGCGGUGGCCCCUCGGAGUACGACGAUGGCUCCGGCGGCGAGCUGGAGAUGUGCGCCAACUGUGGCCGCAAGAUGAGGCCUGACGCCCUGGUGAAGCACCAGCGCAUGUGUACGGCAGCCAAGCCCAUGAAGCCACUGCGGGCGGCUGGCGGGGGGCAGGCGGGGGCAGCGGCAGGGGCGGCCCCCGCCCCCACCCCCGCGCGCGGACCUGCGGGGCGCGGGGGCUUUGGCGGCGGUGGGGGCGGCGGCGGGGGAGCAGGUGGCCGGCCGCCAUCUGGCCAGGGCCAUGCGUACGGCGGGGACGGAGGCGGAGGCGGGGAGCAGCAGGAGGAGGAUGACGCGGGUCCGGAGCCGCCCAAGGUGUCGUACAACCUGCCCCCUGGCGCAGGGGCAGAUGGCGGGGACGGAGACGAGGAGCGGGUGCAGUGCGGCACGUGCGGGCGCCGCUUCCUGCCGGAGGCGUACGACAAGCACGUGCGCGUGUGCGCCAAGGUGUUCGCGGGCAAGCGCAAGGUCUUCAACAGUGCGGCCAAGCGAGUGGCGGGCACCGAGGCAGCGUCGUACUUCAACCCCCGCGCGGCGGCGGGGGCGCGAGCCUCGCCGGCGCCGCCCGCGGGACCUCCGCCCUCCACCGGGGGCAGGCCCCGAGCGGCAGGGGGUGCACGGGGCGGCCCCGGAGGGGCGGCCGCUGGGGGUGCCGCUGGGGGCGGGGGCGUACCAAAGUGGAAGGCACAGAGCAAUGCGCUGCGCCAAGCCAUGCAGCAGAUGCGGCAGGUUGGCGCGGCGCUGGCCCGCGGGGAGGACAUCCGCAACAUCCCGCACGUGCCCUCCGCGCCCGACCCCUCGCUGGUGCAGUGCCCCACCUGCGGCCGCCGCUUCAACGCACAGGCCGCGGAGCGCCACAUCCCGCGCUGCUCCUCCAUCGUCAACAAACCCAAGUUCCUAAAGGCUGGAACGGGCGGUGCGGGCAAGGGAGCUCCCGACAGCAAGCCCCUGCCCAGGUGGUGAGGGCAGUGCGGGUGGCGACACGAACCCAGAGCGCUGCUGUAUGUAGUUGUACAUAAACUGCGGAGAAGAUGUCAGCAGAUGCGACCCACGCGACACCCCGCUGCCAGUGACACUGAUAUCUCACCAACUUCGUCCAACAUCGCAUACCUACAUGCAUGCAUGCAUGAGCACGCAGCAACUGACGGGGCAUGUCAACUGAUGACAUUGUGAGUCGUACUGGGGGUGUCUCCUGGUGUUGCGGCUAUUGCUCUCCUGGGAGCAGUUGAUGAUGCACUUAGCUGGUGAUCUGGGCACUACUGGGCACAAUAAGCUACCGCUGGCACUCGCAUGCUCGUGUAUGAUGACACCUCUCGCACCUGUUUCAGUGUAGUUAUGGUUGGCAGUUUGGGUUGGCACGUUGUUGGACCGUUUAAGCGACUGGCGGGAAGGAUGGCUCAGUUGUGACACGAUGACGACUGGUGCUCUCAACUUGAUCGGCAAUGCACACUUCCCUCUUGC